Molecule: messenger RNA, 2711 nt
Organism: Megalopta genalis
Lineage: Eukaryota; Metazoa; Arthropoda; Insecta; Hymenoptera; Halictidae
Product: zinc finger protein 862
Molecular function (GO): protein dimerization activity
Source: RefSeq, a predicted model, not a curated record
AUAUAAAUGUAUAUAUUAAAUAUAAUAAAUAGAUAUAUGUACAUAUGUCGUUGUUAGUAUGGAUCGAUAUUAUUCUUUCGGCCAAAUAGUAUCAGCAUAUUCUACAAGCGAAAAUAAGAAGAUAAUAUCAUAUAAACGUAGGCUAAAAAUUGCUUUAUUAAAAAAUUAUAAAAAAAUGCGAGAUGAUAAUGGGAGGACUGAUUAAGAAUAUUUAACUAUAUAUAUUAGUUUCAUAAUUUUUGAAAAUACAGCAUUGACAUCUAUAAAAAAUUGAACGAGUUAGUGAACAUAGUUUCGAUAAGCAAAUACAGAUAAGAGAAAAACUACUAACAUAUUUCUACAUCGAACGAAAAUCAGUCCAUUAUUAUUUCGUAUUUUUCUUAUAAUUUUUUAAUAAAGUAUUUUUUUGUGCCUAUAUUUAGAUCACAGUUUUUUCUUAUAUUUUCGCCGGUAGAAUAUACUGAUACCGUUUGGCCGAAAAAACUGGGACACCCUAUAUAAAAUGAUAUUGGUUACAGACACAACGUUGUUUGAAUAACGAUACGACGCUGCAAUAGAAAAUAGGAGCAAAAGAGAGUCAGUUGAUGAUCUUUAAGGAGAGAGACAGUGACAGUAGUAGCAGCAGCAGUAGUAUUAAGGGUCCACCAUCCAAGAAGAAAUUGUACACCCAAAAAUUCAAAGAUUCAUGGUUGAGUGAACCUGUUUUUGCCCCAUGGUUGGCCAAGUCAUCAAAAAGCAACCUUGAGGCCAAGUGUCAUGUCUGCAAUAAGGUGUUUUGUGCAAAACGAAGUGCCUUAGUGCAACACGAAAAAACUGUGGCCCACCAAGAACAGAUGCGUGUUUCAGGAAAAGGAGUAAACACUGAAAUGUUGCAAUUACUAUGUCAUAAAGGAAGCAUUAAAAGGGCAGAACUCAGGUAUGUGUUAGACAUAGUGGAACAUGGUAGGAGUUUCAACUCUUGCGAUCGCUAUGUUGACACAAUUCCAGAUGUUCAUGCGGAAUGCAAUUGCAGUUGCCCUACUAUACAAAAUUUAAGGUUGAAACGUACAAAAGUCAGUGCUUUAAUUAAAAAUGUCAUUAACAAGGCAAUUAUCGAAAAGGUAGCUAACAUUUUGAAACAUACAUUUUUUUCUAUAUUAAUUGGUGAAAGUACAGAUGCAGAAAAUAGUAACAAUUUUGCUAUUUUAGCACGCUAUAUCCAUGAGAACAAAAUUCAUAGCUAUGUUCUAGAGUACAUUAGUAUUAAAAGUGGAACUGCCGAUAAUUUAUUUAAAUGUUUUGAAUAUGCUCUAGCAAAGCACAACAUUCCAAUAAAAAAUAUUGUUGGAAUCUCUAGCGAUAAUGCUAAUGUCAUGGUGGGAGAACAUCCUUCCUUUAUAACAUUAUUCAAAGAAAGAAAUUCAGAGGUAGUUAUAAUUCCCUGUAUUUGUCAGAAGCUAAACGUCAUUGCAAUUGAGGCAUGUAAAUUCAUUCCAGAUAAUGUAAAUAAAUUAAUGCAUCGUAUCUUUAACUACACUGGACAAAGCGGUAAGAGGAUACGUGAAUUGGAGGAAUUACAAAUUUUUGCGUCAAGACAUAGAAUGGUUGAACCAUUAAAAACCAAAUGGUUGUCAAUGAGUAAAUGCAUCCCAAGGCUAUUAGAACAGUGGGCCGUUUUAUUAGCAUAUUUUGAAGACGAAAAUAACGUAUGCGCCACAGAAAUUCUUGAAGAUCUAAAUUCACUGUACACUAAAGCGUACUUAGAAUUUUUCAAUUACAGUUUGAAAAUAAUAACACGGUACCAUACUACUUUCCAAAGUAAAGAAAUCCAGAUUAGCACCAUGAUAGAACAAUGCCUUGAACUAUUAAAAGAUUUAGGUUGCAAUUUUUUGAAAUUAAAUCUGAUACAUAACAUAAAUUUACACAAAGUAGAUCCUUACAAUGAUAGAAAUUUACUACCUCUGCAUGAAAUGAAUAUUGGUUCAAAAACUAAAUCCACUAUUAGUCAAUGCGUAGAAUCCGAAAAAAUUAAACAAUUUUACACAAAUUGUCAGAAUUUUUAUCAAGCAGCUUUUAAAGGUGCAGUUGAUAAACUACCAUUUAAUGAUAUAUUUUUUAAAUCAUUAAAAUUUUUACAGCCGUCUGUUGCUCUAGACAUCCAGAAACAUGAAAACCACAUUGAAAAUAUAUUGCAAGUGUUCAAAUCAAAAUUUGAUGAUGAAGACGUAUUGCAGGAGUGGUAUUUUCUUGGAUUUCUGGAGGAAAAGAUAAAGAAUGAGUUACUAUCAUUAAGUAUAAAUGACUUUUGGAUUAAAAUUAUUCAAAUUUCGAACGAGAGAUCACAGAAAUUUAAAAAUAUUUGUAAGUUGGCGUACCUGUGUCUGACUUUACCGAACUCGAACGUAGAAAUCAAAAGGUUAUUUUCAUUGGUAAAUAAUAUUAGAACUAGAAACCGGAAUAGAUUGGGACAUCGUAUGGUCGGAGCAUUAUGCCGUAUUCGUAUAGAUUUAGACAGUAUGGGAACAAAAUGUUGUAACUAUCCAAUUACAGAGGAAAUUUUAAACAACUUCAAUAGUAGAAUGUAUAAAGAUGAUGACGUGCCAGAUGCAUUAAGCGAAAUAAUUGUACAAGAUCAAAUGUCAAGCGACGAUGAUGAUGUAGAGCUACAUAAUUUUGUAAAUAGUUAAUGUUAAUGUAAUAUUUUUAAUAAAAGAUAUUGUUAAGUUUCUACA